AUGGGGCACUGGGACGAAGUGCAGCAGCAGCAGCUGGAGCAGCAGCAAGAAAAGAAGAAGCUGCUGCAGCAGCUGCAUGACCGGCAGCAGCAGCAGCCGCCUCCGGGCCAGCAGCAGCAGCAGCCAGCGCAGCAGCAGCAGCCGCAGGAUGCAGCAGCGCAGCAGCCUGCCAAGCUGCCUUCUGUCCCCUACGCCUGCAGCAGCAGCAGCAGCAGCAGCAGAAGCUUCUUUGAGUGGCUGAAGGCCAACGACGACGACCAGCUCUGGCGCUGCGCCUGGGGAGCCCAGGCAAGCAGCAGCAGCAGCAGCAGCAGCAGCAGCAGCAGCAGCAGCCCAAUUCUUGUUAUAGACGCGGGCUCUCACUGCAUUAGGGUUUCGCGUGCUGAGAGGGGCCCCGAGGUCAGCCACGGGGCCCCACAUGGCCUGGGGCCCCCCAGUAGCCCUGCUGCUGCUGCUGCUGCUGCUGCUGCUGCUGCUGUUGCUGCUGCUGCUGCUGCACUGGCUCGCAGCAAAUGGGGAGUGUCUAUACACCCCGUUUUCUGUUCCCUGCCAACUUCCGCAGCUGCUGCUGCAGCGGCUGCUGCCGCUGCCACAUCCUUUGUAUUUGCUGCUCUUACUACUAUUACUACUACUGCUGCUGUUGCUGCUGCUGCUGCUGCUGCUGCUGCUGCAGAAGUUUGCGGGGACGGCUAUUUGCCUGGCUUUAGAGGGACAGUCACGAACUGGACUCUUUAUGAAGAUGCCCUUCUUGAUGUACUCACAGCACCCGACUCAGGGGUGCACCCGGAGACUGUGGGGGGCCGCUUCUUGUGGUGCGAAAGCAGCUUAAGGUCUCCAGAGCACUUCGGCCGCCUUGGGGAGAUUUGCUUCGAGCUGCUGGAGGCGGAAAGGUUCCUUUCAGUGGACAAGGACACACUUUCGGCUUUGGCGAUAAGCGGCUGCUUGCUGAGUCCCGCUGAACUGUCUGCGGACCUGGGAGACAGCAGCAGCAGCAGCAGCAGCAGCAGCAGCAGCAGCAGCAGCAGCGCGCUGCAGGUGCUGCGCUGCAUGCAGCACUUCUCGGGACUCAUUGUGGACUUGGGCGCUUCUCUCAUUCGCAUAACUCCCAUUUUGUCUGGACAAGCUUUGGGCUGUUUGGCUGUGGAGUUGCCGCUGGGGGGCAGAGACAUAGACUCUUUUCUCUGCAGCAGCUUGCUGCAGCAGCAGCAGCAGCAGCAGCAGCAGCAGAGGCAGCAGGAGCUGAAGCAGCCAGUCAAAGUCGACUUCAGGCCUUGCUACUGCGCAAUGGCUGCAGCGCGCUCGGUAAAGGAACAAGUCGUCUGCUGCGCCACAGAGAGAGGGCUCGUUUUUGCUGCGGAAACAUCUCUGGCUAGGAAAAACCCCUGCAGUGUACGUACACCUCGAGGCUGCAGCCGCUGCAGCAGCAGCAGCAGCAGCAGCUUCUGCAGCAGCAGCUGGCCGGGCGCAGACUACAACAGCAACACGAAGAAGCGCCGCUGCGAGGAGGGACUCUGGGAAGCCGCUGAGGACACACAUGUGAAGCACCAGCAGCAGCAGCAGCAGCAGCAGCAGCAGCAGCAGCUCGAGACUCAGUGGCUGGUUGGUGACUGUCGCGUUGCUGCUGCCGAGCUUCUGUUUGACGCAAAGACCCUCACAGAGUACAGACACAGCCGGGCCGAGGCGGAGCCCCUGAGCGCCCUCCAUUUGCUGCCGCUGCAGACAGCCGUGGCAGCUGUGGUGGAGAAGUGCCCCAUAGACACUCGAAAGUGUUUGCUGCAAAAUGUUUUCGUUGUGGGGGGCACGUCACUCAUACCCGGAGUGGCGGUUCGCCUUCAGACGGAGCUUAGGGAGCUGUACCGAUACCGCAAAGCACAUGCUUCCUUCCUUCCCCGUGUGCAUGUGCUGCCUCACCCGGAGCUGCAGCAUAUUCAGUUUGUUUGCUGCCUGCCGUCUGUUUCCAUCCUGAGCGCUUUUGAGGCAGCAGCAGCAGCUGCUGCUGCUGCUGCUGCAGCUGCUGUGUGGACUGCAGAAGAAGAAAAGAAGGCAGCAGCAGCCAAGCAGCAGCAACAAGUGCACGAGCUGCAGAAGAAGCAACGGCAGCAGCAGUCACGUAGCAGCAGCAGCAGCAGCAGCAGCAGCAAUAGCAGCUACAGCAGCAGCAACAGCAGCAGCAACAGCAGCAGCUGCACUGUGUGUGCGUGCAGUCAUGCGGCCGUCUGUGGGGGCUUUCGGUUUGGUGUCCAGCACCACUACGAUCUGAAUAACAUGACGAGGGAGCAGGUGAGCAGCAGCAACACAGCAGCAACGCAGCAGCAACACAGCAGCAACGCAGCAGCAACACAGCAGCAACGCAGCAGCAACACAGCAGCAACGCAGCAGCAGCACCAGCAGCAGCAAGGCGGCAGCAAGGCAGCAGCAAGGCAGCAGUUGAAGCACAGCACUAGUGGCUCAUUUCGAGGCAGCGCCGUUAAGUACUAUGAGAACGGACCUUCUCUGCUGGAGAGCUUUAGCUGUCGCGGGCGCCUCCGCUAA
This is a messenger RNA of Eimeria necatrix, 2532 nucleotides long. RefSeq lists its product as hypothetical. The record is from RefSeq and is a predicted model, not a curated record. The coding region runs from base 1 to 2532 and encodes 843 amino acids. The transcript has 10 exons. Lineage: Eukaryota; Apicomplexa; Conoidasida; Eucoccidiorida; Eimeriidae.